Molecule: messenger RNA, 1770 nt
Organism: Gasterosteus aculeatus aculeatus (three-spined stickleback)
Lineage: Eukaryota; Metazoa; Chordata; Actinopteri; Perciformes; Gasterosteidae
Gene: stx17
Product: syntaxin 17
Biological process (GO): vesicle fusion; intracellular protein transport; exocytosis
Cellular component (GO): plasma membrane; SNARE complex; autophagosome membrane
Molecular function (GO): SNAP receptor activity; SNARE binding
Source: RefSeq, a predicted model, not a curated record
GCCGGGGUGGCUGUUUGACGUCGGAACCUAUUCACGGACGCACUGGGGAGUGAAUUGUUUACAAACAACAAAGUGCCAGAAAAACCGAAAAUUGUCACCGAAAAUCAGCAAAUGUGUCCCUUGUUUAAUUCCAACAGUGGUAGAGAAUCAUCACAGUCGUAACAGCGAAUAGAAGUCGGAUAUUUCCACUGCGUCUAUGGGGGCAGUGAUAUAAAGCUGAGCAGGUGCAGUGUCUUAAGUUACGAGGCGGCGUUGGCUGUGGCCCGUCGGCAGGACACAUGGCAGAGGAAGGCAACAAGCUGACACUGAGGCGCUUGGAGGCACCAAUCCACAAGUUCAUUAAAGUGGCUCUACCCACGGACCUGGAGAGGCUGCAGAAACACCACAAUAACAUACAGAAGUACCAACAAAGCCUGCAAUGGGACCGGCUUCAUCUGGAGCAUAUUAAUGCCAGCAGAACUGUCCAGCAGUUGAGAGCUAACGUCAGAGAGAUGGAGAAGCUGUGCACGCGGGUUCGUGCCGAAGACGCCGACGCGUUGGAAGCGCUCGUCAAGCCAGUCAGAGAUCGGGCAUCGGCCGCAGCACGAGACUUCUUGCUUUUGCACUCCAACCCGGCGCCUUGGCCCGCGCCAGCAACACCGCCCGGCGCUCAGCCGUCCAGCUGUGUGUCCAGCAGUUGCCAUGCUGAUGACAAUAUGUGCGAGCAGACAGUGUCUGGAAGGCAAAUUCAGCUGCAACUUCCAGAAAUCCCUCCUGAUCAGAGUGCAGCUGAGUCCUGGGACAACCUGGAAGAGGACCUGAAGGAACUAAGCAGUUUGGUGACGGAGUUCUCUCUGCUCGUCCAUUCCCAGCAGGAGACGAUUGACAGCAUAGAGGACAACGUCAACACAGCCGCUGCCAACGUGGAGGAGGGGACCAAGAGCCUGGGGAAGGCCGUUGGCUACAAGCUGACGGUGCUGCCGUUUGCAGGGGCGCUGCUGGGCGGCGUGUUAGGAGGUCCACUCGGCCUGCUGGCCGGGUUCAAAGUCGCAGGGGUGGCAGCGGCUCUGGGAGGGGGGGCUCUGGGGUUUGCAGGUGGCAACAUAGUCCAGAAACACCGCAAAGCCCGAGUGGAUCUACAGAUGAAACAACGGAGUGAACCGCCACCAGAACGGAACAAGGACAAAUGACCAGUUGUGGCCUCUAAUCACAGAGGCCUCUGUGUCGACUGACCAAUCAGCAGCACCGACUAGAACUCGGGCGGUGCCGCAGUGCCUUAAAGAGACUGAACAUGGAACGCCGGCAGGCUGUCGACGUGCACUGCUGUAGUCAACUGUCCGUGUCAGCAUGACAUCACUCAUCUUUACUAAAUUAAAUCUGUCAAUAAAUUAAGACCACAAUUGGACACCUCGGCCAUUUUGUCAAACGGCGUCACUAAAGCUUCGGUUAUACUUACCGCAAAAACAGUGUGACUUCACUUGUGCGGGAGUGUAAACCCGUGCAGAUGUAUGGAAUGUAAAUCAAGCCGUUUAUUAAGACAUUGUUUACUCCUCAAACUAGCAUCCUUUUUUCAUAUUGUUUGUUUGCCAGUCUGUGAACAUGCCUCAAAGUUCCUUCUCGUGGAAACGAAUAUCGCAACGUGAACAGCUGCACUAAUGUUGACUACAAUGAUAUAUGGAGAUAUAAGGACAUGACAAAAAAGUGUCAAAGUGGAUAUUCUUAAAUGUUUGUAUGUACUGAUCUGCUUUUGCAACGUGUGAGAGACGCAAAUAAAACCUGUUUUCAAUGUCA